AUGAAAAAAAUAGCUAAGGAACAUGAUGAUUCAGACUGGUUAGAAAAAAAUACGGCUGUUCUUUACUCAAAGGAGCCCCUCUUUGAAAGACCAAAAGAAAUUAGAAAAACGAUAGAAGAACUAAAGAAACAAUAUGGUGAUUUGGAUCCAGCCAUAUUAGAAAUGUUUGAUGAAGAAGACAUCCAGUCGGAUAAAGAAGAUGAACAAAGCGAAGAUAGCUCCUCAGAAUUCCAAUUACAAGAACCACUUCCAGCUAUAAUUAAUCCAGAAGCAACAUUAAGAUUACCAGAAGAUGACUUUAUACCAGAACUAGAAAAAAGACUCAGAGUGCCAUCAAUAGAAGAUGAUGAAGAACUUGCAUCAAGAUGGCCUCGUUAUGGAGAUGAAAUUAAUUAA
Molecule: messenger RNA, 396 nt
Organism: Entamoeba histolytica HM-1:IMSS
Lineage: Eukaryota; Evosea; Mastigamoebida; Endamoebidae
Exons: 1
Coding region: 1-396 (131 amino acids)
Source: RefSeq, a predicted model, not a curated record